Molecule: messenger RNA, 2013 nt
Organism: Neltuma alba
Lineage: Eukaryota; Viridiplantae; Streptophyta; Magnoliopsida; Fabales; Fabaceae
Product: U-box domain-containing protein 51-like
Exons: 9
Coding region: 1-2013 (670 amino acids)
Biological process (GO): protein phosphorylation
Molecular function (GO): ATP binding; protein kinase activity
Source: RefSeq, a predicted model, not a curated record
AUGGUUCUCUCGGGAACAGCCUCAAAUGCAGAACUCGGCCCUACUGUCAUUGCCGUUGAUGACGACGUCAAUAGCGUGUACGCUGUCAAAUGGGCAAUUCAUAAUCUUUUACAGAAGAACUCAGCUUCCACCCUCAUUCACGUUCGGACUAAGAAUUUACAUCCUCAUGAUGUUGAUUCUGUCCCUAAAGAAGGUCGUCCACCAACUGAAGAAGAAUCAAAACAAGUUUUUCUUCCCUUCAGAGAAUUUUUUGCACAAGAAGGGAUCACAGCAAAGGAGUUGGUUCUGCACGGCAAUGAUGUUACGAGUACACUAACCGAUUACAUCAUUGACCACUCUAUCAGCAAUAUUGUUGUUGGCGCUUCCCAUCGGAAUGCUCUUACAAGGAAAUAUAAAGGGUUAGGUGUUUCAAACAGUUUAAUGAGGUCCGUGCCAGAGUGCUACACAGUACAUAUUAUAUCAAAAGGAAAAGUGCUAAAUAUCCAGCCAACAGGUUUCCCUCAAAGCAUAAGCAUCAUACCAACUACAUCGAUGGAAGACUCAUACUACAAUCCCCAGGGAAAUUCACAACCGGAUCAUUUGCAUAAUCUUCUUCCUGAUACUUCAGAUUCUGAAGAUAUGAACAGAAAAUCAUUCAAACAUUUUUGGCCAGGCUCAGGUCUUGAUAGGGUUUAUGCUGGUGAAAACAACGACACUGUGCAGGUGGUAACUCAUGAGUCCUCCGAAGAGGCUAAUUUAUCAAAGAAAGGCUUGAGUAUUGAAAUGAGGCAAUUAAGCCUAGAAUUGAAAAAAACAAUGGAGAAGUAUAGCUCAGCCUGUAGAGAAGCCAUCGCAGCAAAACAGAAGGUAAUGGAGCUUGAACAGAUUAUGCAAGAAGAAGAACGCAACUUAAAACAUGCAGAAAUAAGGGCCAUGCAGGAAGAGGAAGAGAGGAAGACAGAAUCAAAUAUGUUGACUCAUGAUAAUAUUCAAUGUAGAAAAUUCGAUGUCAAGGACAUUGAAGUUGCAACUCGCUGCUUUAAUAGUCAUUUGAAAAUUGGUGAAGGUGGAUGCGGAUCUGUUUAUAAAGGUGUGCUUGAUUUCACUGAUGUUGCAAUUAAGGUCUUGAGACCAGACAUAGACCAAGGAGAGAAGCAAUUUCAACAAGAGGUACUUAUUUUGAGCACCAUAAGGCAUCCAAACAUUGUUCUCCUGCUAGGUACCUGCCCAGAGUAUGGAUGCCUUGUGUACGAGUACCUGGAAAAUGGCAGCUUAGAAGAUCGCCUCUUCCAGAAAAAUAACACUCCCCCACUUCCAUGGAGAAUUAGAUUCAAAAUAGCAGCAGAAAUCGCCACCCGCCUUCUUUUCCUUCACAAGACAACACCCAAACCAUUGGUGCACCGUGACCUCAAGCCAUCAAACAUUCUGCUGGAUGGGAACUAUGGGAGCAAGAUAAGUGAUGUUGGUUUGGCUCAUCUUGUUCCUCCUUCUAUACCUGACAAAACCACUGAGUAUCACAUAACAGCUGCAGUUGGUACAUAUUGUUAUAUUGACCCAGAGUAUCAACAAACAGGAUUAUUGGGAGUAAAAUCAGAUAUAUAUUCGCUAGGUAUAAUUCUGCUACAAAUUCUUACUGCUGAGCCUCCUAUAGGCUUAUCUCUCCUUGUUGAGCAGGCCAUCCAAGAAGGUACUUUUCAAGAGGUACUUGAUGCAAGUGUGCCAGAUUGGCCUGUUGAAGAGGCUUUAUCUUGUGCUUUGUUGGCUUUAAAGUGCUGCGAGAUGAGGAAAAGGGACAGACCAGACCUGGGUUCUGUUAUUUUGCCAAUGCUAAAUCGACUCAGAGAUCUGGGAGGAGCCAUUGGAGGUGAUGGCCUUCCUGCAAGCCAGGUACGAGAGCGAAGGUGGCAACCCUUCAAGUCCAUCGCCAACCUAUUGAGCUUCAAUCGUAAUUCCGAGAAGCCAGGCCUCUUACCACCAACAGGGAAGAAGCAUUUGGGGGAAAAAAGGACAUUUACAGGGGCUGCUUCUCUUUAG